Messenger RNA from Toxotes jaculatrix (banded archerfish), 2766 nucleotides. RefSeq names its product tRNA methyltransferase 2 homolog B (gene trmt2b). The record is from RefSeq and is a predicted model, not a curated record. NCBI's taxonomy places the organism in Eukaryota, Metazoa, Chordata, Actinopteri, Toxotidae. The transcript has 2 exons. Gene Ontology annotation, molecular function: tRNA (uracil(54)-C5)-methyltransferase activity, S-adenosyl methionine-dependent. Gene Ontology annotation, biological process: RNA processing. The coding region runs from base 107 to 1591 and encodes 494 amino acids.
GCUGCUUGUUUAAAAGUCGAAACGGCUCAAUCCAGAAGGUGGCAGUAGUCCACAUAAAAGAUGUUUGCCAACCGACAUUAAACGAAAAGAAGAAGUCGAAGUCAAAAUGGCUUUGUCGGCUACAUGCAGUAGGUCAGUCCCAUUAGUCAAACGCAAGAUUUUGUGUUCUUUUAGGAAAGCUUGUCUGUUGUUUUCGACUAAUGACACUAUUUUAGCUGACCAGAGGAAACCACCAUCAAAGAAACGGUGGAGAAAAAGUCACAAGAAACUUCCCUGGAAUGAUGAUCUGUCCUGGGAGGAAAGGCUGGCUGAUGUGGUCACCCCUCUGUGGAGGCUGAGCUAUGAUGAGCAACUUGAGCUCAAGCAAAAUCACCAGGAAAAGAUUCUUUCUCAGCUCUGCGGACACCUUGCAGGUGACUUCCACUCACAGUCCUCACCUGUGAAAGGUAAACUCACCUUCCCUGUCCUGCCUAUUCUGCCAUCGCCAGUUAGGGAUGGCUACCGCAACAAGUCUACGUUUUCUGUCAACAGAGGAUUGGAUGGAAAUCCAAAGACCGUUGGAUUUUUCGUGGGCACGGGCAGGGAGGGAAACAUUGUCUGCGUCAGUGGAGACCACCUGCUCAACAUGCCGGAGAAGCACAAACGGGUUGCCAGAUGCUACCAGAACUUCAUCCGCCUCUCUUCCCUGGAGCCCUGCCUGCUGUUCCACACUGGGGGUCACUGGAGAGAGGUCACAGUGAGGACCAACUCAGAGGGACACACCAUGGCUAUAGUGUACUUUCAUCCGCAGACACUCACCCCAGAAGAGGUGGCAGUCCAUAAGGCUGACCUGGUAGAUUACUUCACACAGGGCCCUGGAUCAGUCUGUCAGUUGGACUCCCUGUUCUUCCAGGAAAGCAACAUGACUCGCUGCACUCAUGAAGAAUCCCCCUACCAGCUCCUGCAUGGUCAGCCACACAUAUAUGAGGAGGUGCUGGGCUUCAAAUUCCGCAUCUCUGCUGAUGCCUUUUUCCAGGUGAAUCAGGCUGCUGCUGAGGUGCUCUAUGGCACAGUGAGAGACUGGAGUGUCCCAAACAUUGAGCAAGGUGGAGGAAGAACAAAUGGUGGUGGUACACUGCUAGAUGUCUGCUGUGGGACAGGUGCUAUUGGCAUUACUGUAUCCCCCAAAGUGGACAGAAUUAUCGGUAUAGAGCUCAUAGAACAGGCAGUAGACGAUGCGAGACACAACGCAGCUCUCAAUAAUGUACUGAACUGUGAGUUUAUCCCUGGGAAGGCAGAGGUGGUGCUUCCAGCCCUCAUGUCUCAAUUGAGCUCAAUGGGUGGAGGCCUUACGGCUGUGGUAAACCCUGCUCGGGCUGGCCUGCACCACAGAGUGGUCAGAGCUUUACGAAACCAACCUUCUAUCCGUCGGCUCAUCUAUGUUUCCUGUAAACCAGAUGGAGAGGCGAUGAGGAACUUCAGGGAACUUUGUUGUGCACCCAACCUGCAGAAAAAACUCACAGGAGAAGCUUUCUCUCCAACUCUGGCUGUGCCCGUGGACAUGUUCCCACAUACUCCUCACUGUGAACUGGUGCUACUUUUUGAGAGGUAGCAAAUAUUGUUUUAUUCAGAUCUGGGCGUUAAACCUCCACCAACAACGCAGGUUAUCUUAGAAAGCUAAAAGGGAGCUGAAUAAUGAUGUAUGCAUGUUAGAUGAUAAUGGGUUUCAUUAGACGGUCAUUUUUGUUUGCACCCCAUGUUGAACUGGUUCUUCGUCUGCCCUGCAGUAGCUGCAUUUCUGCAGUAGGCGGUGCCAUUGCAACUUCUUUGGCUCCAUCUCUCCAGGAAGCAAGGUCUUAAAACAGCUGUUUCAUAGUUGCACAAUGUCUUUGUAGGUUCAUCCCAUUCAUUCAUUCAAGUUCACUAACGGUCAUGACAUAAUGUGUGUACAGUAUGAGCGACUGAGUUUUGUUCCUGAGAGGUUACUGCCGUUUAUGUGAGUUCACACAUUGCGACAAGGUGGCCUUGGUUUGAAGAUAGGAUGUUUCUUUAUCUCCUGAGUGAAGUAAUGGGAUGAUAUUGUCCAUGCACAAAAUUAUCCGGGCUAUGUUAGGGUAAGCAGUAAGUCAGGGGAAUUCACUUUGUUUAACCCCUACAGUGAGUGCCAGACUGCUGAGAAUCAUAUCAGUGAACAGUCUCAAAUUUUACUUAUUUCUGCUUCUGUUCAGCAAACUUUACCAAAGCUGAACAUUUGAAAAAAUGUAUUUUGUUCACAGUACAUUUCUGUGGUGUCAUCUGCUUGAAAUCAGAACUUUUUUUUAGAGGUAUAGUAAUCACAUAAUAGCUGCAAAGUCCCACUUUAUUUCUCAUUUUCCCUAAACAGUUUUCUGUCUAUUCUGUCUUUUGACCACUGAUGUCAAGAUCUGAGGGGAAAAAAAUAAUGUCCUUCACACCCUCGCCAGACUAGACUUGUUUUGAAAUUGGUAAUCAAAGCUUGCAAAACAACAACCUUUGCAUUUGAAUCCCACAGUGUCUGCAUUUGUUAGGAAAAGACUGACAUGGGAGGGGAGGUAAAGGGCACAGACAUAUGAAAGCAAAUUUCUUAAUGACCACAUACCGCAUGACAUCAUGGUGUAAUAGGACCUGACCUAUGUGUUUGCAACCUGCUGCAGCGUUUCAUCAGAUUAAAGAGUCAUAUUAAGAUCAAGAAGUUGAUAUGAUCGAUUGGGCAACGAUUAUGGAUUGAUGGUGAAAAAACAAACGGAGGGCGGUAAACAUCAGUUCAGC